CGGGGGGCGCCACAGCCAGCAGAAGCCGCGACCCAUUGCCAGCGCGCCUCACCUGGAAACCCCAGGGAAGGGCGGAGUUCCCAGAAAACGGAACGGGCCAGGAGGAAAGGUGAAAUCGCGGAGUUAUCAUGCCCAGAGUCUUUCUGGUGAAGAGGAGGAACCCGCUGCCGGCCAGUCGCAGCUGGGACGAGCUGCCCGACGAAGAGAGAGCCGAUACUUAUGUCCCAGGAGAGGUGAAGCAUGUCCUGCUCAACUAUCGCAAUGAAGAUAGCUGCAGCUUAGAGAGCAGCAGUAGCAGCAGCAGCAGCAGCAGGGACACAGAGGCUGCCAACACCUCGGCCCCUGAAUCCACACCAGAGGAGGCACUUCUGGACUCGGCAGUGAACCGCCCCACAGUCAGAUCCAAAAUCAAGUUCACGACUGGCAUUUGUGGCGAGGCCUUGUUGUACAAUUGUGAGCUAUGUGGCAAAGGAUUUCGCCUGCAGCGCAUGCUGAACCGCCACACCAAGUGUCACAGUCAAGUGAAGAGGCACUUGUGCACCUUCUGUGGGAAAGGAUUCAAUGAUACUUUUGAUCUGAAAAGACACGUAAGGACACAUACAGGAAUCCGCCCAUACAAAUGUGAGAUCUGCAACAAAGCCUUUACCCAGCGUUGUUCCCUGGAAUCACACCUUAAAAAGAUCCACGGAGUGCAGCAACAAUAUGCUUACAAACAACGAAGAGAUAAACUGUAUGUCUGUGAAGAUUGUGGCUACACAGGCCCAACUCAAGAGGACUUGUACAUGCACAUCAGUAAUAUUCAUCCUGGAAGCGCUCUUCUGAAGAAAACAUCCAAAAAACUUGCAGCUGUUUUGCAAAACAAACCAAUCUCUCCGAUGGAGAUGAGCCCAGAAGAGACUGAGGAGCAACAGUAAUACUGCACUGCAUUGUAGUGGCCAAAUGAGUUGGAAGUUUACAAUUGUCUGAAGUCGGGUUGCCAAGUGUCAUGGUCUGACAAAACGUUUCAGGGUUUUAGUGGCCCUGUUGAAAUCUCUAGGGGAAGGGAAGACUGAAAUCCCUUGGGCAGGCAGGCAGGCAAGCUAGCAUCUGUUUGGCUUGAGUUUUUAACUAUUCUCACUGUUAGUACACACAGGCCCAUUAGAUCAGAUUCUUCCCUUGACCUGUCUGGUGCUGCCUUCAGCCUACAUCUGAUGUCACCAAACUCUGCUCGUACCCUUGCAGGAUUUACCUACUGAGCUGCAAAGUGCCAUCCUUUAAGCUCCCUAUUCUCUGAACUCUAGGAGACAGGGCAACCCUGACCAGAACUGAAUUCAAAAGGAAGACAGCACUCAACCUGGUCUGAUCAAACUGUCUAGGUACUUAAUUUCUGAACGUGAAUAAAAUCUCCCCAGUAUGGGGCGAACAUAGUGCAGUACAUAGCAUAAUCUGAAUUGUGCUUGGUUCUCUCUCAGCCUUUGUACAGACAUCUAAUGCGUGCCUUUGAUAAAGAAAGAGUAACCCACGGCUAUAACAUAUUUGACCAAAAUAACUGUAUUUAAUUUGAAUACAGGUAACUGGCUUAGAAUUCAAAUAAAAUAUAUUUUGUCAAUAACACAAUGACCAUCAUUUGUAU
This is a messenger RNA of Lacerta agilis (Sand lizard), 1612 nucleotides long. It is a transcript of the gene OVOL2, whose product is annotated as ovo like zinc finger 2. NCBI's taxonomy places the organism in Eukaryota, Metazoa, Chordata, Lepidosauria, Squamata, Lacertidae. Gene Ontology annotation, cellular component: nucleus. Gene Ontology annotation, molecular function: DNA-binding transcription factor activity, RNA polymerase II-specific; RNA polymerase II cis-regulatory region sequence-specific DNA binding. The transcript has 4 exons. Gene Ontology annotation, biological process: epidermal cell differentiation; regulation of transcription by RNA polymerase II. The record is from RefSeq and is a predicted model, not a curated record. The coding region runs from base 129 to 914 and encodes 261 amino acids.